Messenger RNA from Anopheles darlingi, 1386 nucleotides. RefSeq names its product lipase member H-like. The transcript is spliced from 4 exons. Lineage: Eukaryota; Metazoa; Arthropoda; Insecta; Diptera; Culicidae. Gene Ontology annotation, molecular function: lipase activity. The record is from RefSeq and is a predicted model, not a curated record. Bases 321 to 1283 code for a protein of 320 amino acids. Gene Ontology annotation, biological process: lipid metabolic process.
CAACGAAACCCUCAAGAAUAUCAAUACUCCUUUUUGGAGGACCUGGAUAUUUGAGAGAAUAAAUAAAGUGAAUAUAAAAAAUAUUAAGAAUCCAUAACGAUCCGAGCUGAAAUCGAGUGUGAAAUCGUUUCCGGACGGAUGUUUCAGUGGUUAACGCGCGUUAUCGUUCGGAGCGAGUCGAAGUGAAGUCGCCGGUUGUUACACGACGACACGCUACUGAUAAACAAGCCCUUUCUCCAUUGCUGUAAACUGUGCGUUUCAUACUCGCGUUGUGUUUGCGCUAAAGUUGGUUCAUAAAAGAAGCCCAACUGUUUAGCAUAAUGGCUCUGUGGCUAAUGUCGUGGCAAAGUCGUAACAGAUGCAUUGCAUUAAUACUGGCAGUGCUAGCAUUACAACCGUUUCCCGCCAGAUCACUUCCUAUACCGCUAGCCGAACGAACUUGCCCAGAUAGUGACAUCAACUUCUACCUCUACACACGCUCCAACCCAAACAAUGGGCAGCAGAUGCGCAUCGAAGAGAGUUUGGAAAAGUCAAACCUCGGCUCGUACUUCAAUUCUUCGCUUCCCGUAAAGGUGAUCAUCCAUGGCUACAAUGCCAAUAUGUUCCUUUCGCAACUGAUGAAGAUGAAAACCGAGUACCUCGCUCGGGGAAGUUACAAUCUGAUCUACGUCGACUGGAGUGAACUGGCGAGCGGUUCAUGGUAUCCAUCCGUCGUCUCCAACACACCCCACGUUGGCAAUUGCAUCGGUCAGAUGGUUAAACGAAUCACCGAGGCGGGUGCGAGCGAUGUACAUCUGAUAGGAUUUUCACUUGGCGCCCAUGUGGCCAAUUAUGUGUCAACCACGGUUAAACCGUUACGUAUACAACGCAUCACAGGCCUCGAUCCUGCGGUAAAUUCGAUCUUUGGAAAGCCGGUAGAUGAUAGACUCGAUCCAUCGGACGCCGAUUUCGUGGACGUCUUCCACACUAACGCCUUGAUGCAGGGAAAGAUCGGAACAUGCGGACAUGCAGACUUUUACUUUAACGGAGGAAGCGUACAGCCCGGUUGUUGGAAACGAGAUUUCCUGGCAUGUAAUCACCAUCGAGCAUUAGACUACUACGCAGAAUCCAUCCGCAGCCAAACCAAGUUCUGGGGUCGGAGCUGCAAGAGUUACUUUUACUACGCGUUCGGUUACUGCGAGAAAAACCUGCAGGUUGUGGCGGGAGAGGAUUGUCCCAGCGAUGCUAGGGGCACAUUUAUGCUCUCGACCAAUGCACAGUCCCCGUUCGCAAUGGGCCGAUAGUCGGGGGCUAUAAGCAGAUUAGGAAUGAUCUGAUCCCGUAAAAGCACACGAACAAUUUAACAUAAAAAUGAACGAAGACAGGGAAAAGAAUAUUUACUCGUCG